Molecule: messenger RNA, 381 nt
Organism: Bipolaris victoriae FI3
Lineage: Eukaryota; Fungi; Ascomycota; Dothideomycetes; Pleosporales; Pleosporaceae
Exons: 1
Coding region: 1-381 (126 amino acids)
Source: RefSeq, a predicted model, not a curated record
AUGAGCAACGUUUCGUUAACCUUCGUGAGAGAGGAGGCCAACCUUUCUGUCUGGACCGAACAUAGCGAUCGCAUUCACCCCAAAGAUCUUUCGAGACAUCUCUCGGAUACUGUUGGUAGAGAACGGUUCAGAAUAUCACUACGAAAGAAUAUAUACAUCAUCUACGUCGAUAGGAGAAAUGGUGGGAACGAUGACGUGAGUCGAGCCAUUCAAUCUGUGGAUGCUGCGGCUAAUGGGAAGGAGCAGAAUUGCGACCCAGGGUCUGAUGAGGAAGAAGGCUCGAAGGAACAAAAGAUAGGGCCCAAAACAUACCAGGAAAGAUUGCAAGACAUCAAGCUGGCGGAGAAGAAAUUAAGCAGCGAAAGAAUACCCAAGUGGUAA